Molecule: messenger RNA, 1285 nt
Organism: Helicoverpa armigera (cotton bollworm)
Lineage: Eukaryota; Metazoa; Arthropoda; Insecta; Lepidoptera; Noctuidae
Gene: twi
Product: pancreas transcription factor 1 subunit alpha
Exons: 1
Coding region: 389-1204 (271 amino acids)
Biological process (GO): regulation of transcription by RNA polymerase II; developmental process
Molecular function (GO): RNA polymerase II transcription regulatory region sequence-specific DNA binding; DNA-binding transcription factor activity, RNA polymerase II-specific; protein dimerization activity
Source: RefSeq, a predicted model, not a curated record
ACUUGCUAAUAUAAUGAUACUGGGUAACUGAAGCAUCGCGGCCCUCACAGGAUGCGCGAUCACCGAUGCGAUCGGUUAUGGCGACCGAGCACCAUACAUAUACCUAUGUAUGCAGUAAAUACAGUCCGGAGAUGAUGGACAAGAUAAACAGAAAGCGAUCAACACAUCUUGCUAUUGCCGUCUCUGUCUCGCGCAGGGCGGCGGGAGGGGCCGCCGCGCUGGGAGGCGCGGUGGAGAUGGUUAUUUUUUUGUAUCUUGUCAAUGAAGGGACGGGUAGGGGCGGCGCCGGCGCGGGCGCAGGACUCAGUCCGCGGCUGCAGUCUCGCUGCGCUUAUCACACGCACAUGUUUGUUCGGAACGCGCGAAACGAUCCUCCAACUUACGCAUUAUGAACUACGAAAGUUGUGAAAAUGCAACAGUGCCUAUAAAACGCGAGGAAGAUCUCGAGUACCCGGAAGAUGACGACCACUACUACGGUUACGUGCCAGUAGAAAUUGAGAGACACACGGAGGUUGCGGGAUUCGCACCUUCCUCGCCGACGCAUCUCAUGGACCUCAGCAAUGGCUCCGAGCGGCCUAUGCAACAGCACCAUUGGCCUUCAAACGUCGUGUUUGAUGGAGAAGACAGAGACUACCAACAAGCGCCUUAUACAAACUUUGAACAAGAAUUCAUUGAUCAGCGGCAAAGACAAAUACCCAGAAGCUACUAUUUUGAUGAUUCCAAUUCUCAAGAUAGGGACCGGAGCUUUAACGAAUCAGCUGAAAUGCCAAAGAUGGGUGAUGUUGUUUACCGAGGGUCAGACGACCGAAGAGAUGAAACAGAAGAACAAAGAAGAUCGAGGUCGAAAAGAUGGAAGUCUUCAACUCGGAAGAAGACGCAAUCUUUCGAAGAGAUGCAGAUACAGCGCUUGAUGGCUAACGUGAGGGAGCGACAGAGGACACAGAGCUUGAACGAAGCGUUCGCGAGCUUGCGACAGAUCAUACCGUCGUUGCCGAGCGACAAGUUGUCGAAGAUACAAACUCUGCAGCUGGCGACUCAGUACAUAGAAUUCUUGUAUCAAAUCCUGUCGAACAGCGACUCGGCGGGCAGCAGCGACGCCAGCAGCGACGCGGACAGCGAGCACGGCAAGUACCUCGCGCAGGACAAGCUCAGCUACGCCUUCUCCGUCUGGAGGAUGGAGGGAGAGUGGAACGGACAAACGUGAUCAAUGUUCUGUUAGUGACGUUAUCGCCUAGUGAAAACGAAAAGACGCUUAUCUUAUUCCAUACUGUUACGAUUGAUUAUG